Molecule: messenger RNA, 1465 nt
Organism: Ornithodoros turicata
Lineage: Eukaryota; Metazoa; Arthropoda; Arachnida; Ixodida; Argasidae
Product: RNA polymerase II-associated protein 3-like
Exons: 10
Coding region: 48-1373 (441 amino acids)
Cellular component (GO): protein folding chaperone complex
Molecular function (GO): protein binding
Source: RefSeq, a predicted model, not a curated record
UCUGCCUGCCCGCCAUGUGAAAUUUCGUGUUUUGAAAGAAGCGUAAUAUGCCCAAUGAUCAUCAGGAGAAUUCACAUACCCAAACCAGCAAUAAUAAUACUUGUAAAGCAUACGACGAUUACUUACGGAAGCUUCGAAAGUGGGAGAACGAUGUGAAGGCCAAGGACGCUGAGCUUCGUUUACAGAAAUUGAAACUUCGCGAAACCGAGGGGUUGAAGUCAUCCCCUGAGCAAGCCCCCAAGGAAAACGGGUGUACGAAGUUAGAUAGCGUUGUUUCAAAAAGCACAACCGGAGACUUGCAUAAAUCAGAUGAGGAAAUGGAGACUACUGAAGACGACGAUAUGUCAGAAGAAGAAGAACUGGAUGCGCAAUGGAAGCGUCAGAAAGCACUGAUGGCAAAGGAUAAGGGCAAUGCACUUUUCAAAGAAGGUCAAUACGACAUGGCAAUUGAGAGCUACACAACAGGCAUUGAAUGUGACCCAACCAACGCUAUGCUCUUCGCCAACCGUGCCAUGGCAUUUCUGCGGAAAGACAUGUUUGCCGCGGCGGAAGAAGACUGUACGAGCGCACUGGCAUGGGACCCAACGUACAUAAAGGCGUACCACCGUCGGGGCAUGGCGCGUGUAGGUCUAAAGAAUUACGAUUUGGCACAGGAUGACUUCAGGCGGGUCCUCAGCCUCGAUCGAGACAACAAAGAAGCCAGGCAACAGCUGGAGAAGUUGGAUAUGAUGGAAUCAAUGAAGAAGGAAGACUUAGUACCAGUACAUGAUCACGAAGAGAAGUCGAGAAGAACUAUUCCUUUGCACUCGACAAAAUCCCCCAGGGUUGUGACCAUUCAGCCGAUCUCCAAGCCCGAACAUCUCCGAUCCAAAAAACCUCUGAAGAGGAUACAGAUAAAAGAAGUUGGGACUGAAGACUAUCCCGAGGAUUCCAAGCCAUCGGCCAAGAAACUGACGUCUUCGUCCGUUGAAGCGUCAUGCUCGUUGCAGACUUCGCUCCAGCCUGACCUUCCAUCUCCAGCAAGCACUUCGUACCAGUUCUUAGCGGACUGGAAACGGAUCAGCAGGUUUCCCGAACAGAAGUAUCAGUAUCUCAAGCAAAUAGACCCUGCCAAACUACCCAUCAUUUUCAAGCAUUCCCUGGAAAGUGAACUCUUCACAGAUAUGCUGAAGAUUUUGGACAAGUAUUUCAUAGCAAAUGACUUGGAUGUCUAUCCUUUUUUGAGUCACCUCUCAAAAGUCGGAAGGUUUUCGACGCUCACAAUGUUGCUUGGGAAUGAUGAAAUGCAAUGUUUACAAAGGCUGCUUACAUAUGUCAAAGAAAGUACAUCUGAAGAAAACAGCUUAGAGCUGCGGAAGAUAUACAGGGUGUGAAGUCGGGAGCACCUGUCAAACUAUGUUUGUAUAAAGUUAAAAGUGUACAAUAUCUAAAGGAAUGUCCUCCGAAUAAAGUUGAUACUCAGUGA